Balaenoptera acutorostrata (minke whale) is the source of this 3113-nucleotide messenger RNA. RefSeq names its product dishevelled segment polarity protein 2 (gene DVL2). NCBI's taxonomy places the organism in Eukaryota, Metazoa, Chordata, Mammalia, Artiodactyla, Balaenopteridae. Bases 257 to 2512 code for a protein of 751 amino acids. Gene Ontology annotation, biological process: canonical Wnt signaling pathway; intracellular signal transduction. The record is from RefSeq and is a predicted model, not a curated record. Gene Ontology annotation, molecular function: frizzled binding. The transcript has 15 exons. Gene Ontology annotation, cellular component: cytosol.
GGCGCUGGAGAGCGCUCGCGACGUCUGCGGUGGCCGUGGCGGUGGCGGCGGAGCCCGCGGCUUUGGGUUGCACCCCACGGCCCGUCCCCAUCCCCCCGCCGUCACCCCGCUGAGCCUUGUCUUUUUCCCUUUGCACCUUUCUUGCGCUGGGUCGGCCGCGUUGCUUGCGCGUCGGUUCGCGGGAGUGCGCAGGCGCGGCGGGGGCGUUCAGCCCCGUUGGGUGGGCGGCGGAGCCCGGGAGCGCGCGGGCGAGACCAUGGCGGGCAGCGGCGCCGGGGGCGGUGGUGUCGGGGAGACGAAGGUGAUUUACCACCUGGAUGAAGAAGAGACUCCCUACCUGGUGAAGAUCCCCGUCCCCGCCGAGCGCAUCACCCUCGGCGAUUUCAAGAGCGUCUUGCAGCGGCCCGCGGGCGCUAAGUACUUUUUCAAGUCUAUGGAUCAGGAUUUCGGGGUGGUGAAGGAAGAGAUUUCAGAUGACAAUGCUCACCUUCCCUGCUUCAACGGAAGGGUGGUAUCCUGGUUAGUGUCAUCAGAUAACCCCCAACCUGAGACGGCCCCCCCAGCCCACGAGCCUCGGACAGACCCGGCGCCUCCACCGCCGCCUGUACCCCCUCUGCCACCGGAGAGGACCAGUGGCAUUGGAGACUCCAGGCCUCCAUCCUUCCACCCUAACGUGUCCAGCAGCCGGGAAAAUCUGGAGCCCGAGACAGAAACAGAGUCAGUGGUGUCUCUGAGGCGGGAGCGACCUCGCAGGCGAGACAGCAGUGAGCGCGGCGCGGGGGGCCACCGGCCCAGCGGCCCCUCGAGGCUGGAGCGCCACCUGGCAGGGUACGAGAGCUCCUCCACCCUCAUGACCAGCGAGCUGGAGAGCACCAGCCUGGGGGACUCGGACGAGGAGGACACCAUGAGCAGGUUCAGCAGCUCCACGGAGCAGAGCAGCGCCUCCCGCCUCCUCAAACGCCACCGGCGGCGGAGGAAACAGCGGCCACCCCGCCUGGAGAGGGCCUCAUCCUUCAGCAGUGUCACUGAUUCCACCAUGUCUCUCAACAUCAUCACAGUCACGCUCAACAUGGAGAAGUACAACUUCCUGGGCAUCUCCAUCGUGGGUCAGAGCAACGAGCGGGGAGAUGGAGGCAUCUAUAUCGGCUCCAUCAUGAAGGGUGGGGCUGUGGCGGCCGACGGGCGCAUUGAGCCCGGGGACAUGCUUUUGCAGGUGAACGACAUGAACUUUGAGAACAUGAGCAACGAUGAUGCGGUGCGGGUGCUGAGGGAUAUCGUGCACAAGCCGGGGCCUCUCCCCUCACCCCAGCUUGACUGGCCUCCUCUUCCUCACAGCCCCAUCGUGCUGACUGUAGCCAAGUGCUGGGAUCCCUCUCCCCAGGCCUAUUUCACUCUCCCCCGAAAUGAGCCCAUCCAGCCGAUUGACCCUGCUGCCUGGGUCUCACACUCUGCUGCUCUGACUGGCACCUUCCCAGCCUAUCCAGGCUCCUCGUCCAUGAGCACCAUCACAUCUGGGUCCUCUCUUCCUGAUGGCUGUGAGGGCCGGGGCCUCUCCAUCCAUACAGACAUGGCAUCUGUGACCAAGGCCAUGGCAGCUCCAGAGUCUGGACUGGAAGUUCGGGACCGCAUGUGGCUCAAGAUCACCAUCCCUAACGCCUUUCUGGGCUCGGACGUCGUUGACUGGCUCUACCAUCACGUAGAGGGCUUUCCUGAGCGGCGGGAGGCCCGAAAGUAUGCCAGCGGGCUGCUCAAGGCAGGCCUUAUCCGGCACACCGUGAACAAGAUCACCUUCUCUGAGCAGUGCUAUUACGUCUUUGGAGACCUCAGUGGCGGCUGUGAGAGUUACCUAGUCAACCUGUCUCUGAAUGACAACGAUGGCUCCAGUGGCGCUUCGGACCAGGACACCUUGGCUCCUUUGCCCGGGGCCACUCCCUGGCCCCUGCUGCCCACCUUCUCCUACCAGUACCCAGCCCCGCAUCCAUACAGUCCCCAGCCCCCACCCUACCACGAGCUCUCGUCCUACACCUACGGCGGAGGCAGUGCCAGCAGCCAGCACAGUGAGGGGAGCCGGAGCAGUGGGUCGACACGAAGCGAUGGGGGGGCGGGCCGCACAGGGAGGCCUGAGGAGCGGGCCCCUGAGUCCAAGUCUGGCAGCGGCAGUGAGUCUGAGCCUUCCAGCCGGGGCGGCAGCCUUCGGCGGGGCGGGGAACCUGGUGGGACUGGUGAUGGGGGCCCUCCCCCAUCCAGGGGCUCAUCAGGAGGUGCUCCCAAUCUCCGAGCCCACCCAGGGCUCCAUCCCUAUGGCCCACCUCCUGGCAUGGCCCUCCCGUAUAACCCCAUGAUGGUGGUCAUGAUGCCCCCUCCCCCACCCCCUGUCCCUCCAGCAGUGCAGCCUCCAGGGGCCCCUCCAGUCAGAGACCUGGGCUCCGUGCCCCCAGAGCUGACAGCCAGCCGCCAAAGCUUCCACAUGGCCAUGGGCAACCCCAGUGAGUUCUUUGUGGAUGUUAUGUAGAGCCCGUGGUGGGGCCAUGUUGGAUCUCCACCCUUGGCCUGUCAGUGCUUGGUGCUCCUGUCCUGUGAUUGGGUGUCUUGUCAGUCACGUGCUCAUUACUCCUCUGGUGCCUGGACUCAGCCUGUCCUGUGGGCUGCUGCCUGCUGUGAGGUUGUUGCCACUGUGACUCUUUCCAGCAGUGCCUGGUUCCUGCCCCUUCCCUCAGGGGUCAACAAGGGACCUUUGGUUAUUUUUAGCUUUAUUGUUUUUUAUAAGCCUUUUGGGGGGUUAAAAUAGACUUUUUUUACAUUUUUGGGACUAUUUUUUUACUAGACAUUUUCUCUUUUGUAUGAAGAAUCCCUGUCUCCUGGGCCCCUUCUUCUAACCCCAAAAUGUGACCUCCUACUCCAUUUGCCCAGUCGGCUCUGUCCUGCGCAGGGUGGGAGGGUGGUCAGUCGGUGGUACCCUGGGAAGUGGAAGGGGGUUGGUUCCCCUAGACAGCAGUCCAAGAAAGCUGGGGUAUUUGGUAUUUGGGGGCUGUGUAGCUGCUUUUGUUACUCUAUUUAUUUUAGUCACUUGUAUAAAACACCAAAUAAAGCAAUAGGGGCAAACUCCCCGUGCC